AGAACAUUUAGAUAUAAGGAAGUGAUGUAUCCCGUUGCUGCAUUCAUUCCAGGAAACAGUACGAUUACAUUCUCUGACAAGGUUCAGAUUUCUGCCCAACUUUGUCAUUUGUGUAGAGAACUACAGCCACUAUUGAAGACAUUAAAUGUUAAGCCUCCUGGUUUCCAUUGAACUUGUAUCAUUUAGCUCUCCUUUUUAUUUUUUUUAUUUAUUUUUUUAAGAACUUGUGUUGUCAAGAAUUCACGAUGAAGAGCCUUUUUUUGUCUCUCUUACUAGUCUCUAUUCUGUUUAUGAACAGCUUUUCAGAAGUGCGAGGAAGGAAAUGGAAAGGUGAAGGUACGACACAAAACUUGGAAAGCAUUUUCAUUGGAAGGUGUUAUGACUAUAUCAGAAUUGUGAAUCCUGCUGUUGGUGAGAAGAAUUGCUCAGAGUUAUGGGAAGCUUUCAGAAAUGCUUUUAUUAACAAGGAUCCUUGCAACAUUCUACCUAAGGACUAUGAAUUAUUUAUCAAACUGGCAUUUCACACAAUUCCAGCUAACAAGUCUCUCUUCUGGGAAAAUAAUCAGCUGCUAGUCAAGAGCUUUACCAGCGGAGCUCGUCGCUACAUGUCUCUGAGUGAUACUCUCUUUGGCUUCGUUGUAGAUUUUCUAAUCUGGUGUGGGCAGACCAACAGCGCUGGACUGGACUAUGAAUCUUGCCCUACCAUGGAAGAAUGUGAAAACAAUGCAGUGGAUUCUUUCUGGAGGAUGGCUUCAAUCACUUAUGCACAGCACAGCUCUGGGGUGAUACAUGUCUUGUUGAAUGGUUCUGCAGAAGGAGGAGCUUAUCCAGUCAAAGGAUUUUUUGCAGAUUAUGAAAUACCUAAUCUCCAGAAAGAUAAGAUCUCAAAAAUUGUCAUCUGGGUUGUGGAUGAUAUUCAAGGACCAGAUAGAGAUUCCUGUGGAAAAAAUACUGUAAAGAUAUUAGAAGACCGACUGAAAACCCUUGGUUAUGAUGUCACCUGCACUGACAAUUACAAGCCUGUAGUGUUCUUACUCUGCGUGGAUUAUCCUGAUGACUCUAACUGUAUUCUGUCAUCAUCUGCACCACCAGCACAAAGAAGACCUAUAUCUUCAGACAGAGGAGGCAGCUGGAACAAGCUCAUGUUUGUUUCUCUUGUAGGCUUUUUAUUCAGAUCUGCUUCAGAGUACUGAGAUAAUCAACUGAAUCCAUAUUCUCCAUUGUCUUAGCUGGCUAUAAAUUUGGCUUUAAUUCAUUUCUAACUGCAAUUUCACCCUACUUCUGUGACUGGCAAACUUGCAUAUUAAAACCCUGCAUAAUUCUAUCUAGAUAUCAACUACUAAUAGCAUAAAAAAAAAAUCUGCUGCUAGAAAGCCUCACCCUUCAUUUCCUUUUCUUGAAUAGAAGACAUCCAUUGCUGUUUCAUCGUAUCCCAAUCCUCCAGAAUGAAACUGAGAAUAAUACUUUCUGUCUGUUCAUAGAGUUCACAAAGAAAACCUAAACAAUGUCCACCAUACAUCUCCCAAACAACUAAAUCCUACUAUUUUGGCCUUGAAAACUAUGCUUUGAGAAGGGGAAGUGGGAGCAGGAAGUAUGAGUUCAGAUGCUCACUUGGUACAAAAUAUAAUAAGCGAGACAGCGGAAAAAUUAAACUCAUUUUCAUAGUCUAGUAUUUGAGCCAAACGUAGCUGAAACAGUUAUACACAUGAUAGUUACAGAAUAUGCAAGCCACGCAUAUUCUGUUUACCAAGUUUACCAUGUACUGUCAAUUGCUUCAUCAUCCCCACAGCUGUUCCUCAGCUGCCUAUCUCCCUGCCACUGGAUAACGGGUAAUAUGGUCAGUAGUACCGGGUCUAGAAGGCUCCACAGGUCUUCUAGCACAAUGUGUUUAGCAUAUUGAAUUCAGACAAGAACCUUCCAGGUCAGAUAUUUGUCUGCUUUCAGUGGACUCAGUGUGUUUGAGAAUAUAUUGAGAAGAAAGCAGCUGCCAUCUUGAAGGUCUCUUGAGUUCCUUCUGUAAGUUAUCUAUGUCCCAGAUGGAUGUUCAUCUAAACUACCAGGACAUCCAGCUACUAAGAUGACACAUAAAUCUUUGGAAAAAAAUAGUUGUUGUUUUAGAAAAUAAUUAGAAUUUUGUUGCACGUUCUCUGUUAGCUUCUGUGUUAUUUAUUUGUGUUUGUAUUAGCUGAUUGCUAAGAAAUUGGGAUAGAAUGUUCCUGUUAUCGCAGUGUUUCUGAUUUAGGACUUUGCAGUAGAUGUGCAUCCUUUCGGUCCCUGGUACAACUAUAUCAGGUUAAAUGUUUGAAAGAUAAUAUCUGAAAUAUGUUGCUGUUGCUUAUUUGCCUGGUUUCCAUUCCCGUAAUAAUCUUUAAAUUGGUUCCUGUGCAAAUCCAUUUGCACAACAUACAGAGUUGCAUUUGCCUGUGUCAGAGUUAGAUUAGGGCUCGAGCUCAAAGGAUUCUUGUGUGUUUCAGAAACUUGCAAAAUGACUGACGUCAGGCUCACAGACAGGUGUCCAAGCCACCUUUUGGUCUAGUGUUGUCCUGCCCACUGCCCACUGUACUACGGUGUGGGUGGGGGGAUUCAGAGAGUAACUAAAUAUCAUCAGCAAGGCAUAUGCCUCUCAGGCAACUGCCACCCACAAGCCAAGCGUCCCCACUGGCCAGCUUUUGCUUUCUGGCCCAUGUGAGCUUUUCAGCCUCUGGAUGCUAUCAAUUUCAGCAGUGCAAUCAUGACUGGCAGUUAUGCAUGGUACCAAACACACUGCAGGAAGUGAUAAAUAAUUCUGUUUUAAAACUUGCAGGAUGCACAGCAGGAUAGAUUCAAUGCAAAUGACUUGAGGUUAUUUACUGUUUGACCUUAUAUCGAGACCAACAUACCCAGAAACCUCUUGCAGUGUUUUCUUAUUUCUAAUAUUCUUGCCUCCUUUCCCAUUACAUCGACUCAGCAGCAAAACCAGCAUUUUAUUUUUCCCAAUAUCUUUUCAAUAAAGUGCUUCAAACUUGCAGGAAAAGCUUGGGAAGAUCUGUAAAGUUUUUUAGCUAACCAACUAAUAUAGCUGAGAAAAGAAGGCAAAAUUUUAGAUACAUAGUCUUCUUCAGAUCUUAAAGGCAAGAGAUGCUGAGUAUGGAUCAGUUCUGAGUUUAACUUAUUUUUUUUAAUUAGUGUGAAAGAACAGUGCAUCUAGCAUCUAGCAGGGCAAAAAGCAAAGUGAGAAACAGUAAGGUCAUUUCCUAACAAAAAGUGAGCAAGAGAAUCCCUUCUCUCUCUUCUUCCGUUUCUACAGCUACACAGCAUGCAAACAGGGCUAUUUACACAUACAUUUUACACGUAUGUGGUGAGAAUGAGCCCUGUCUGUGCUUUGCCUUAACACCUGGUAAAUGCUGCGAUUAGCAAUGUCUCCUGUAAAAGCUGUGGCACAUUUGGAGGAAUCAUGUCUAAAUGCCCGCUAAGGCUCAACAGGGUGGUUCAAAAACGGAUUCAAAAUGUUUUGAUCAUUCGUAUUUGUACUAGCAGUACUGCAGAUACAGCUGUCUGCAGACAUGAAUUCAGGUCUGGAACUGAAUUUCAAGGGGGAAAAUGCUUCAAGGGGGAAAACGUUUCAAGGGGGGAAAUGUUUCGUAUGAAAACAUAGUUUGUAUCACUUCAUUUUGAAUCCAGUUUGAUACCACAAUUCUGUAUAGAUCUGUCAAUACCCAACUACUCCUGGCAAACGAAAGCCUCAUGCACCAUAGCAUUACGGGGUGCUUUGCAUUUACACAGACAGACCUGUGGAAGCUACUGAUACUAAGUUAGUAUUUCGUAUCUUCACCCAUUUUGUGGACCACAAAAACUCAGUUAUGUCACGCUCUUCAUUCCUAUGUGCAAGUAAAUAUAACCUCCCUUCCGCUACCCUAUUUUUGUUUCUGCUGCAUGUGUUCGUGUCACUGUAUCUGACAAAAGCAGAACUCUAAUUCAGAAUAACUUAUUUUUUCAGCAUGUCUGUGCAUGCACACGUAUACAUCUGCUCAUGCCCGCUCUGACUACUUUUAAAUGCAAACUCUUGAGUGCUUUGGAGUAAGUGUUAAUGAGAAUAAAGCAAGGACAACGUG
Cygnus atratus (black swan) is the source of this 4091-nucleotide messenger RNA. RefSeq names its product ADP-ribosyl cyclase/cyclic ADP-ribose hydrolase 2. Bases 246 to 1193 code for a protein of 315 amino acids. The record is from RefSeq and is a predicted model, not a curated record. Gene Ontology annotation, cellular component: plasma membrane. The transcript has 9 exons. Gene Ontology annotation, biological process: positive regulation of B cell proliferation. Lineage: Eukaryota; Metazoa; Chordata; Aves; Anseriformes; Anatidae. Gene Ontology annotation, molecular function: NAD+ nucleosidase activity; phosphorus-oxygen lyase activity.